Molecule: messenger RNA, 974 nt
Organism: Rotaria sp. Silwood1
Lineage: Eukaryota; Metazoa; Rotifera; Eurotatoria; Philodinida; Philodinidae
Source: the annotation of a GenBank genome assembly
UUUAUUAUUGAUUAUUUAUUGUCAAUUGUAUAAUUAAAUAUUUGUGUAAUAUUAUUUCUAAUAAAUAUUGAUCAUGAUAACUAUAUAUUAAUUAUUAUAUUCAACAAUAACAAAUAUAUAUAUAUACAAGUUAUUUAAUCGACAAUGAAUUAAAAUAUAGACGAUAUAUCGAUCCUUAACAAGAUAAUUCAUUAAAAAACAAAAAGAAAAAAAACAGAAGUUGAAUUCUCAAUUGAAUUUUCGAUAUAGAAUUUUUCUUUUUAAUAAAAUCUACGUUGGAACUAAAUCUUUGAUUAGAUUUGAAAAAUUUUCAUUAAAAAACUCUAGUCAAAUAAAUCAAAUCUUAGUUGAAUUAAUCAAAAUUGAAUUUAUUUAUUAGACUCUUCUCUUUUAUGUAAUACAAAAACAAAUAAGAAUAUUUGUCUACAAUUAAAUAAAUACAUAAGAACCAUUUUUAUAUUUCGACCAAUUUUAUUUAACUUAAUUGAAUAAUAAAAUUUAUUUAUUUAUUCAAACAUUUUUUUUCUCUCAUAUUAUGUAAAUAUAUGAAAUCAAUAAAUAUUUAGUAAAAUAGUUGUUAGUUGACCUAUUCAAAUAAACAAGUAAUUAACAUAUUAAAUAAAUUAAUAAAAUUUGUUAAAUCUAAUUGAAUUGAAAUCAUAUGAAUCAUAUUGAAAUUUUUUUCUUUUUUUUUAAAUAAAUAAAUUCUAGGUGCAAAUAAUACAGUACGAACGACUCGAACUCGAACUGACGAUGGUAAAUUUUUAACAACUAUUGCAACAAUAUCAAAAAUAAAUAAUUCAAAUGAGAAUCAAGUUAAUAUUCUUAUUAACAGAAAUGAAAAAAAUCUCUUUUUUGGUCAAUUAACAAAUAAUUCUAUUAAACGAACAUUUUCCGAUGAUUCAAAUUCAAAUUGUUUAACAAAAAAAGUUUUACAAAUUGAAAAAGAUCGACAAAAAAUUGAAGAAUAUUGA